Molecule: messenger RNA, 1101 nt
Organism: Fomitopsis serialis
Lineage: Eukaryota; Fungi; Basidiomycota; Agaricomycetes; Polyporales; Fomitopsidaceae
Exons: 11
Coding region: 1-1101 (366 amino acids)
Source: RefSeq, a predicted model, not a curated record
AUGUCUGAUGACAUCACUGCCGCAAUUAUCACCAUAGUCAACGGCCAAUACGUUCAGAACUGUUGCUACAUUGCUGCAUUUGCGAUCUACCUGUUUGACCAUGCCAUCACGCUUGGGGAUCAGAUUGACCACAUAUGGCGCCGACGCUUUUCUGGGGUGACGGCGCUGUUCAUCGCGCUUCACCUCUCGACCAUCGCGGUUGAUUGGAUAGCAGACAUUCUGUAUGGGAUCGCUGGGCUGAUUCAAGGCCUUGUUGUUGGAGCUAUCGGUGCUCUGCGUAUCUAUGCCAUCAACGGAUGUGACUGGCGGCUGCCUACGCUUAUUUUCUUUCUAUCGUUCUUGACUCUGGUUAGCACCGUUUACUACUGUGUGUCUCUUACGACAGGGUCUCUGCUGCCGUACAUCAAUGCCUGUGUCAUCUACCCGACUAAUCCGGAGAUAUACACCAAUCACCUGUGUACUGCCCAGAUGUGCGUACACCUUCGUAUCAUUACCGUCGUAGCUCAAGUAACACUGGGAUCGUUCUCGCAUAACUGUACACCAGUGUUCAUCGUCUCUUCUGCAUGUUCCAUCGUAGCAGAGGCCCUCGUCGUGCUCAGCACGUGGAGAUAUACCUACGGCAUGAAGAAGCUCGCACGGGAAGUCAAUCAAGAGGUCUCGCUGACAUACCUCCUCCUUAGAGACGGUACGAUAUACUUCGUUAUGGUGCUCUUCUUGGAGGUGUUCGCUGCGAUUGGCCAAUAUGUAACGGUCUUCGCAGGCGUCUCUGGGUUCACAUUCGCGCUUGUGACGGUCGUCCUCUCGCGAUUCAUCCUCAACCUCCGACGUGCCGCUCUCCGGCUGACGGUUGAAAAGCAUCCCGGGCGAGGGACGAACUCGACAUCUGCUUCCGGCCCACUUUCCUCCAUAUCAGAGCUCCAGUUCAACUCGCGCAUUCUCGGCAGCCUCGGUGGUUCCCUGGCGUUUGGCUCGAGCGAUGAUGAUGACAAGACAGGCAGCGCGGAUGAAUCGCUAGACGUGGAGGUGGAGGAAGCGGAUGAGGCGGAAGAGCUGACGGUGGAUGCAAUCACGCAAGAAGAGAGGUGUAUAUCCGUCUCAUGA